Messenger RNA from Galendromus occidentalis (western predatory mite), 1722 nucleotides. RefSeq lists its product as uncharacterized. Gene Ontology annotation, molecular function: histone binding; chromatin binding. The record is from RefSeq and is a predicted model, not a curated record. Gene Ontology annotation, biological process: negative regulation of DNA-templated transcription. Bases 130 to 1356 code for a protein of 408 amino acids. Lineage: Eukaryota; Metazoa; Arthropoda; Arachnida; Mesostigmata; Phytoseiidae. The transcript has 4 exons. Gene Ontology annotation, cellular component: PRC1 complex; nucleus.
CGAUAGACUGUGCGACGCGAAGUUGCUGCUGUUCGUGCUGCGUUAAAAGAAAUCGCUCGUUGCUCCACCGGAAAUCCGCGCGUCUCUCUUCGAAUCCCAGGAUAACAGACUCAGUGCGUGAGGACAUUGAUGCAUGAAUACGCCGCCGUCAAAUCAGAGCGUUUGACACCCGAGGAAACUGUUCACACCGGUGCCCGUAAUUUAUCGCCCUCUCGUCGGGGGCCGAUGAUGCCACCAGGCUAUCCUGCCAACUUGAGCUUCAUGUUGGGUCUGCGCUCCGGUCCCCUCGGACCCCUCGGUCACCUCAGUUCGACACCGAGCCCGGCGAACUCGGCGCCACCGGGUCCCGGAGCGUUCAGCUCCGCGCAGCUCAAGCACAUGGAGAUGAUGAUGUCCAGCAAUCGGAACUACUCGGAUUACAUGCGUUCCCUUGCCGCCAAGUACAACACAAACACCAACGAGAGCUACCCUUCGAACUCACCCUUCGGACAUCCGACUCCAUCGGUGCGGCCCCCUCUGCUUCGUAGUCCUGAAUGCCCUCCGUCACCGGCUCUCAGAACGGUCCAAGCGCCGCAUCAGUCCCCGCGCGCCGCUACCGAGAGCCAUCCUUCCCCGCGGCGAAGUCCACCUUCUUCGAUCAGUUUGGGCGAUUUCUCCUCUUCUCAAACUCUGCUCAACCUCGCGCGGAGUUCUCAGCUCGAGACGUAUCUGAAAGGAGCGGUGAAGCGAUCCGCGUCCUCUGCUCAAGAAGGUUGGUCUCCGCUCGACUUGUCGCUUUCGGCACCACCCGUGAAACGAACCCGAUCUCCAUCCCUUUCGCCUCCCUCAUCUACGAAAGAUCAUCAAACCUUUUUCCCCGAGUCCCGCUCUCGUUCAAGAUCACCUCGAUGCUCAUCGGUCGGUUGUCCGAACCGAGAACAUCAAGACAGAUUAUUCUCGAGAUGGACCGUGGACGAUGUCGUCGGUUUCGUGCAGUCCAUCGACGUUUGCGCACCCUACGCAGAGAAAUUCCGGGACCAAUCCAUCGAUGGAAGCAUUCUCUCUGUUCUGACCGAAGAUCAUUUGACGGCGUACAUGGGUAUGAGGCUCGGACACGCCCUGAAGCUCCGCCAAGGUCUCGCUAACAUGACCGGGCACUGCAGCGUCUGCCUGCACUGCCUACACUGCCGCAGCUCGACGAAAUCGCCUCCGCUUUCGACGACGCGAGCCUCGUCCACCAGUCCGUCUCCACGGAGUUCUCCAGUUGCCUCCCCGAAGAAUCUCGAGACAUCGGGCCAACCUACUCCGGUUUCUUCAUCGCCGUCACCGCCACCGUCUCAAAGUUCGGGUUUGGCCGACAGCGCGACGCUCAACUGAAAAUUUUACCGCCAAGCGGAAGAAACGCCUGUCGGCCGAUCUCGGACGACCAUCAAGCCCUGUAUUGAUUCCCGGAGGACUCGUUCGACAUGACGUUUUGGCACCAUGUCCUAUUCUCGGGGAUAAGGAAGAACUCUACGCACAAGAACUUACAGAAAUUACGGACCUUACUGCCAACAGCCCAAUGCUCGUUAAGGCAUCUUGUUCGACAAGGUCACACUCAUUUAUGCUAUUUCAAAUAUAGAAACAUCUAGUCCAUAUCGUCCGCUGUGCUCUGUAGUGAAUUCUCGAGUAGACAGGACAGCGGCCGUUUAGUUUUCAAGUACCGCAAAAUAGAACUCCAUGAUACAUGCUCCGGAUUUCCGA